This is a messenger RNA of Blastocystis hominis, 3265 nucleotides long. RefSeq lists its product as hypothetical. The record is from RefSeq and is a predicted model, not a curated record. NCBI's taxonomy places the organism in Eukaryota, Bigyra, Opalinata, Blastocystidae. The transcript has a single exon. Bases 1 to 3201 code for a protein of 1066 amino acids.
AUGUCGAUCAAGUUUGCGUCGGGACCAAUCGAUAGUCUUCCCACGAUUACCCCCACGGCCGAAGGUCCGACCUCGGAGGUUCCUACUACUCAGGUUCCUACCACUCAGGUUCCUACUACCCAAACUCCUACCACUCAAGCUCCUACUACUCAAGCUCCUACCACUCAAGCUCCUACUACUCAAGCUCCUACUACCCAGGUUCCUACCACUCAGGCUCCUACUACCCAGGCUCCUACCACUCAGGCUCCUACUACCCAGGCUCCUACCACUCAGGCUCCUACUACCCAGGCUCCUACCACUCAGGCUCCUACCACUCAAACUCCUACUACCCAGGUUCCUACCACUCAGGCUCCUACUGUUCCAGGAAAGUUACUAAUUCAAAUAGUGCGUACUUGUGGAACUACGGCUCCUGAGGAGGAAUCGUUUGCUAUAUUUGAAGGAGAAGAUUAUCUGUCGUCGGAACCAAUAUAUAGUGUAACAGGCUGUGUAACGGGCACUGAAGAAAUCUGGAUUAAUCCAGUUUUGCACACUAUUCUGUUAAAGGACAGUGGAUCGAAUGGCUGGGAUUCAGGUUCGAAAGUUGAGCUGUAUUAUAUGGGUGCUUCGUUUUUGUUUACGAUGAGUUCGGAUGCUGAAUAUACCUCAACAUUCAAUUUUGGACCGACUCCUACAGAAGGUCCUAAGGAAAUUGUAGUGGAUGACAGCAUUGGCUCAAUCGACAACAUUCCAAAAGAUGUAACUAAGCUGACAUUCAAGGAAGGUUCUUUCAACAAUGUAACGUUUGUUGUGCUCGAUUUCCCUUAUUUGAAAAUCCUGAUAUUCGAGAAUAACACAUUUAUGAAUACCCAGUAUAUUGAGAUAAAUGCACCUGUUCUGGAAGAGUUAAUAAUUGGUGAGAAUUGCUUCUCUGGACUGGCUACUACUCGAAGAUUGCUGGAUGUAUCUGGAAAAUUAGUACUCAACACUCCUGCAUUGAAAAAAGUGGUUGUUGGUACUAAUUCCAUGCAAAACAUUAGCAUUGUGGUACUGACUCAAGUGAGUGUCGAUAUUCAAUUUGUUCUGAGUAUGAAUGCGAUGAACAAUGUGAUUAAAAUCGAGUACAGAGUGGAGAUAUCCAUUGAAAUCGUAAUUAGGAUAAAAACGACCAUUGAAAACAAUGAAGGCCAUGAAGGACCUGUCGAUGUUGAACCUGUUAACCCUCCUACUACUCAAGCGCCUACUACUCAGGUUCCCACCACUCAAGCACCUACACCCACUCCUACACCUACUCCUACUCCAACUCCUACUCCUACUCCUGAACCUUGGUUCCCCAUCUAUGAUCCUUUCAUUCUCGGAGAUAACUGCAAUUAUGCAACUCCUGAUACUUGUGUACAAGAUAUCAUUUCUGAAACCAAUGUUACUGCAUUGUAUUUGGCAAUUCGUGAUGCUUAUCCUACGAAAGCUUUAGCUCAUACUCGUGUAAUUGCUCUUUCUGGAGUUGAUAAAAUCAAUAUUGAAUUAUGGAUUGAUUCUCUGGGUAAACAAGUAUGGAAUCCUGCUCCUAUCGAUUUAUACAUUUUACCCGAUCCUAUUAGAGGUCGAAUUAUUAGUACUGAACUUGCUAUACUUCAUUUGAAAUUGGUUCAAUUCACACGUCCUCGUAUUCUCUAUAUUGGUGAUGGAACAUUAUAUCGUGAAGGAUUCUUAGAACUAUUGAAGGAUAUGAAUGAUAACAAAGAUAAGGGUUGGUUUGUAAAUUUGGAAGAAUUCUAUGUUGUGAAGAACUACAUUGCUGCAUAUGAUUAUUAUAUAGAAUCGCAGCGUCCUGGUUAUGCUGCUAAUCUUACUAGAGAUAUUGUUGAUAUUCUAUAUAACAUGUGUACAAAUAAAGUCUAUUUCCCAAAAUUGCAAUACAUAAAUCUGAAUAUGAAUGGAUACAAUUUGCAGGGAGCUGCUGGAUUCUCUGAGGAAUUGAAAAAUGCUUGUCCUUCUGUAACUGGUGUUAUAAUUGAAGCUGGAGAUGCUAUGGCAAUAUCUCCUGUAUUCUGUCUGGAUGAACAAUAUUUCCAGCCUCAAACAAUGACUCGAACUUACUAUUAUGAUAUGAAUGAUGCUAAAGAUGCUGCUCAAUGUCGUUUCAAUUGGAAUUGGGAAGUGACUGGCAUGUUCAACAAUGAUAUAACUGGACCAUAUCCUUUGCCUACUACUCCGAAUUGUCCUGGAUAUGAAACCACAACCCCAAUACCUGUCACUCAAGCACCUACAAGUCCAGUUCCAACAAUGCCUCUAACUACGCCUACUCCUACUCCUGAACCUUGGUUCCCCAUCUAUGAUCCUUUCAUUCUCGGAGAUAACUGCAAUUAUGCAACUCCUGAUACUUGUGUACAAGAUAUCAUUUCUGAAACCAAUGUUACUGCAUUGUAUUUGGCAAUUCGUGAUGCUUAUCCUACGAAAGCUUUAGCUCAUACUCGUGUAAUUGCUCUUUCUGGAGUUGAUAAAAUCAAUAUUGAAUUAUGGAUUGAUUCUCUGGGUAAACAAGCAUGGAAUCCUGCUCCUAUCGAUUUAUACAUUUUACCCGAUCCUAUUAGAGGUCGAACUAUUAGUACUGAACUUGCUAUACUUCAUUUGAAAUUGGUUCAAUUCACACGUCCUCGUAUUCUCUAUAUUGGUGAUGGAACAUUAUAUCGUGAAGGAUUCUUAGAACUAUUGAAGGAUUUGAAAAGAGGCAAGUAUAUGGGUUGGUUUGUAAAUUUGGAAGAAUUCUAUGUUGUGAAGAACUACAUUUCUACCUAUGAUAUUUUUACAGAAUUUAUGUAUCCUGGUUAUGCUGUUGAUUUAACAAAUCAAAUUGUGUCUCAUUUGAAUGACAUGUGUACAGAUAAAACGAAUUUCCCAAAAUUGCGAUAUAUAAAUCUGAAUAUGAAUGGAUACAACUUGUUAGGAGCUGCUAAUUUUGCCCAGGAAUUGAAAAAUGCUUGUUCUCCUGAAACUGGUGUUAUAAUUGAAGCUGCUGAGAUGUUGGUGAAAUAUCCUGUAUUCUGUGUGGAUGACUAUUCUUUCCAGUCUCAAAUAAUGACUCGAACUUACUAUUAUGAUAUGAAUGAUGAGAAAGAUGCUGCUCAAUGUCGUUUCAAUUGGAAUUGGGAAGUGACUGGAAUGUUCAACAAUGAUAUAACUGGACCAUAUCCUUUGCCUACUACUCCGAAUUGUCCUUGGAUAUGAACCUAACAUUUUAUGGCCAGUAUUCCGUUAAAUAGAUAUUCGUUCAUAAAAUAAUUCCUGGAGG